AUGAGCGAUGGAAAUAGAACCAAAACAGCCCUUCUUCAGCGGCGUUUGGAUUUGGUCGAGCGAGAGCUGCGACUUGAAAUCGAGAAUUUGCGAGCAGAAGUUGCCCGGUCAUCUCAUAACAGCAAUACAGGAUUUUCCCCGACGGUGCUCUCGCAGCGUGACCCAGCUGCCCUUCCAGUUGCGGAAACGGACACCUCGUCUUCUAACAUUGAUUCCCCCAUUACCACCACUGAGAGUGAAUGGGAUGAGCUAUACGAGUUCUUUCACACUAAUUGCAGAACGGUCGUUGCUGUUAUAGAUGACCAGUUGUAUUCGCCGGGCGAAACUGUCAAAAAUCACCCAUUCAUGUCAGCUGUCAUAUGCGCAAUUGCAUCAAGGGCCGUGAGACCCGCAAAAUAUCAGGAAUACGUUGCCGCAGUUGACAAAUUAAUUAUGCACACAUUUCAAGGACCAGUUCCCGACCUACUUGCAUUGCAGGCCAUGAUAGUCUUCGUAACGUGGACCGGUCGCACGCGCCUAAUAGGCUAUAUUGUAUCAGUGGCCACUGAGCUAAAGUUACAUGAGGCGGCUAUCCUUAUCGGAGAUCAGGAGACCGAGUAUACCCCGGAUCUUGUUGGGCGUGCGAGGACCUGGUUUACCUUAUGUUGUUUAGACUUGCAAACGAACAUCAGCCGGCCCUUCGUUAUUAACAACAUGAGGGAUUAUUUACCUUAUGCAAAGUACAUCGCCAUGUCUCCACAUCAUCGCCCCGUAGACGACAGAAUCCGUGCCUAUAUUAAAGGUUUCACCAUAACUGAGGUUGUUGAUCUGUUCACUUCCUCCGAUGGAUUGGUUGAUCAGUGGUUCCAUGAAAUCAACAACAACAUACAUCCACUCUAUCAAACGUUCCCAGAAAGGCAGGAUAGGAACCGACUUUUAAUGCCAUUUGCCUUCAUGAAGCUGUAUAUCAACGGUCUAGCAUUGCAGGGUGUGGGGUCGGCGGAAGACCUGAGCUCGGAUCCAGCCCGAAUAGAAUUUAUUCGGCGAGCCUUGGAUAGCGCAAGUCUAAUCAUCCAGACUCAGUACGAGUCUCAUGAGUUUAGGCGAUCAUUUCAUUACACAAUGGACUACUUUUGCACACCAACAUACUACGCCAUAAGCUUCAUUUUCAAAGCGCUUCCUUUGGCUUACAAUUUUGUUGACUCCCAGCGGCUUCUGGCCAGAGUACGACAAGCAGCCCAGAUGUUUCAGCAAGGAGGAUCUCUAGACGCGGCAAAUGAACUACGACAAAGUGUGGAUCGAAUAGGAGCUUUAACUCAAACAGUUCUUAGUCCCGAGUCACUUGAAACCCCCGGAGUGGAAAUUCCUCUUAAUGUUCUGUUUGAUAUUCCGAGCUUCAUCGACGAGAUGGCGUGGGAUGAUGAUUUCCCCACAUUGGGUAUGUUUCCUUCCGUAUGA
Molecule: messenger RNA, 1437 nt
Organism: Penicillium crustosum
Lineage: Eukaryota; Fungi; Ascomycota; Eurotiomycetes; Eurotiales; Aspergillaceae
Product: fungal specific transcription factor domain-containing protein
Exons: 7
Coding region: 1-1437 (478 amino acids)
Biological process (GO): regulation of DNA-templated transcription
Cellular component (GO): nucleus
Molecular function (GO): transcription cis-regulatory region binding; DNA-binding transcription factor activity, RNA polymerase II-specific
Source: RefSeq, a predicted model, not a curated record